UGGCGAGCGGUUGCCAUGGGCGGCACUGGGUUGCCAUGGGCGGCACUGGGUUGCUACGAACGGGCGCGGCAGCGGCAGCGGCUGUCCGCUGGUUUCCGUGGGCGGGACUCGGUUUCUAAGGGCUGUCAAAUGGGAAGCAACGAUUGGCUGUCGGUUGCUAAGGGCGGGGACUCGGUUGCUAAGGACGGCCGAACGCAGCACAGCGAUUGGCCGGCGCUUGUCGGACCCGGCCGCGAUUGGCUGAUUCCUCCCCGCGGGGGGCGUGGUUUCUUUGCCGCCCGGGCGCGGCCGUGGCGGUGGCGGCCGGGCCGGGCCCGGCGGGCGGAGGAGGCGGCGGCGGCGGCGGCGGGGCCGGGCCGGGCCCGGGCCGGGCCCGGGGAUCGACCAUGGAGUUCCCCUUCGACCUGGCGCCGGUGCUGGGCGAGCGGUUUUUGCGUCGUGGAUCAGCACCUGCGGCCCGCGGGGCGCGGCGGCACCGCCAAACGGGAGGAGCUGGAGCAGCAGCUGAGGACGGUGAUCGAUGAGCUGGGCAAAGCCUCGGCCAAGGCCCAGGGCCUCUCCACCCCCGUGACCAGCGCGGCCCGAAUGGAGAGCAACCGGCACGUGCUGUACAUCCUGAGGGACACCCGCUCCCCCAAAGGCGCCGUGGCUCGGGUUUCUCAAGGUGGGCUACAAGAAACUUUUCCUGCUGGACCGGGACGGGUCCCACGUCGAGGUGGAGCCUCUUUGUGUCCUGGAUUUUUACAUCCACGAAUCCCAACAGCGCCGGGGGCUCGGCCGGGAACUCUUCCGGGAGAUGCUGCAGCGGGAGAGGGUGCAGCCCGAGAAGCUGGCCGUGGACAGACCCUCGGAAAAGCUCCUGGGGUUCCUCCGAAACAUUUCGGGCUCUGCGACCUCAUCCCGCAGGUGAACAAUUUCGUCAUCUUUGAGGGGUUUUUCUCCACCAGAACUGUUCCUGCCCGGCGCCCGUUCCCACGGCCGCGGCCGGAGGAGCCCAUCAAGCCGUACUCGCUGACCGAGCGCGACUUCCUGCGGGAGGAGCCGGAGCCCCCCUGGCCCUUUAACCUGUCCCGGGGGUCCCCGGUGCGGGGCAGCCUCCGGCCCUUCCUGCUGCGCCGCGAGACCCCCGCGGGGACCCCCCCGGAGCCGCCCCCGCGCCGCGCCAGCUCCUUGGGGCGCGUCGGCCGCUGACCUCCCCCAGUCCUUCCCCCCUCCAGCCACUGACCCCUCUCCCCCCCGGCCACUGCCUCCCCCUGGCCACUGGUCCCCCCUCACUCCGGCCACUGACCCCUCCUGGCCACUGACCCUCCUCGGCCGGGCCGUGGGGGGGGAUGGGGCCACCUGGAUUUUGGGGGGGCUGGGGACAACUGGGGGCCCCAUGGACUCAACUGGGAACCAGUUUCCGCCCCACUGGAAGCCUCAAUGGGAACCAGUUCCUGCCCCAUAACCCCCACUGGGACCAGUUCCUGCCCCACAGCUCUACUGGGAACCAGUUCCUACCCUACUGGGACCAGUUCCUGCCGCACAGCUCUACUGGGAACCAGUUGCUACCCCACUGGGACCAGUUCCUGCCCCAUAACCCCACUGGAACCAGUUCCUGCCCCACUGGAAACCAGUGCCCUGCCCCACGGGUGCCUCUCCGUGCCCCAUAACCCCACUGGGACCAGUUCCUGCCCCACAGCUCUACUGGGAACCAGUUGCUAUUCCACUGGGACCAGUUCCUGCCCCAUAACCCCACUGGGACCAGUUCCUGCCCCACUGGAAACGGUGCCUGCCCCACGGGUGCCUGUCCGUGCCCCAUAACCCCACUGGGACCAGUUCCUGCCCCACUGGACCUGUUCCUGCCCCACAGCUCUACUGGGAACCAGUUCCUGCCCCACUGGGACCAGUUCCCGCCCCACAACCCCACUGGAACCAGUUCCCGCCCCCGUGGGUGCCCCUCCCCCCCCCGCACGGCCCCGGGGGGGUUCCUUUCUCCCCCUCCCCCCUCGUUUUUGGGGACAUUUCAAUAAAAUCGGUGACUCCGA
Messenger RNA from Corvus hawaiiensis (hawaiian crow), 2027 nucleotides. It is a transcript of the gene ATAT1, whose product is annotated as alpha tubulin acetyltransferase 1. Gene Ontology annotation, biological process: alpha-tubulin acetylation. The transcript has 10 exons. The coding region runs from base 16 to 1191 and encodes 391 amino acids. NCBI's taxonomy places the organism in Eukaryota, Metazoa, Chordata, Aves, Passeriformes, Corvidae. Gene Ontology annotation, molecular function: tubulin N-acetyltransferase activity. Gene Ontology annotation, cellular component: microtubule. The record is from RefSeq and is a predicted model, not a curated record.